UUUGUUAAACCAGUCGUCUGCAUGUAGCCUGGAGUAUCGUCAUCUUUUACAUAAUUCCCGUUAAUAAGUAGCUGAGAGCACAUAGUCACGGCACGCGUUAUCGUUUCAUCUAUCUAAAAAUAGAAUAGUUCGCGGAAUACUUCACUCAUUACAGGGGUUUCCCCAAAACACGGAAGUCCCAUAUAAACAAAGCACAGUUAGAGCCAAACAAACAGUCAACACAUCGACGUCAAACCAGGAGAUUGAGAAAUGAAGAAAUCGACCAGUAUGUUAUGUCUGCCGAUAUUUCCCAUAUAUUUUACCUCCUGCCAGAGCCCUCAACCGGUAUCCGACGUCUUUUGAAUUCUCUUGAACCUGCAUGUACCAUGUAGUGUUUGACAUCACAGCGUGAAGACUGAACUAUUAAAGCGUAUUCUGUUACCAUGGGGACUAUCGGUGACACCGUACUUAAACAGUUUGGACCUUCGGAAGAGGAACAACCGGAACAAUCAACACCAAUACAAGAAGAAUACAUUUCAGCUAGAGAAGAUCGAGUACCAGCUGACGAAAAUACCCAAGGCACUGAUAUCGAUUUGCCCAUUCAGCACGAUCCGAAAGGGGAACCUUCUGACAAGUCGAAGGCUGUGCCAACCGGAUGUGAAAUCAUCUACCAACGUGACAACUUUGAAGACUAUGAUUAUGCAGCAGACGUUGAUACUGUCAGUGAUGAUAGUGAUGUCCAGGUACAUCACAGCUCUCAAAUCAUUCAAACUAAAACCGGAAACGACAGCAGUGUCAGUAAAAAUGCACACAUAGAUCUCAGCUCCUCUGACAACGAGGCAAGCAUGUGUGGACGUUCCACUCCCGAAGACGACGUGGAAAUCGAGGAAGUAGAUCUAAUAAAAAGAUCACACGAGUUGGAUGAGCUUAUUGCUGAAGCAUACCUCAUGAUCACGGCAAAAGAACCUGAGAAAGCACGCAAAAUUGUCACCGAUAUUUGCGGCCGACUUGACCAAUCUUAUAACAGUGACAAGGACUAUCAGUAUCUUGAUUACAGUAACUACUUUCACGAAUGUGCCGAAUUGUACCGACAGGUUGCUGACCCAAGCAAUGCCGUGAAGAUGUUUUAUAGAGGUGUCUUACACCAGGAAACUGUGAUCGUUACACACCACUUAAUGAUCGCUGCAUUGCUUUGGGAAGAGCUUAUAAAUUCAACAGUAUUAUUACAAGAGGUCUUAAGCAUCGCACAUGGGAUACAGAUCCUCGCAGACAUCAAGCUAGAACAGUCGGGUGGAACAGCGGUCCAAGUGCCUUUGUGUAUUUAUAAUGACCUUAUGAUGACCUUCAAAACAAUUCAGAUACAGAACCCACGGUGCACUGGUGCAAAGGAAGGGAAACUUAAAGCGAUGCUUCCGUGGCUAAGAUGUCUCCUUACUAGUGGUGUAUCACCUCACAUCGUAACAGGUAUAUGUAAAGGAGUCCUGAAGGAGUAUCCUGACAACGCUUCAAUCCUUGAAAUAUGGGCACGUGCUUUACUUGGUAUGGGAAAACUUGAUCUGGCGCUGAGGAAGACAGAAUCUGCACUUCUUUAUGUGAAGAAUCCAAAGCAGAAAUCUGAAUUGGAAGAAUUACAAAGGGAUCUUACUGCAGGAGUUAGGACAUCCAUCAGAGCAGUAGAUGACAGCUCGCCUAUUAUGUCGUGGAUAGAAGGUAGCAAUUACAUGGAACCUCAUAGGAACAGCCCCCAAGUUGAGAAAUUAAAGGAAAAUCAUGUCAAGAAACCCCAUCGUAGGCCCAAAGCUAGGAAAUCGACAUUGGCUACUUGUCUAGAUUUUGCAAGUGAGGUUGACAAAAAGAAGGAAACAGCACGUUCAAGUUCAGCAUCGCCAUAUUGGGAUAGUCAUAUUAAGAAGAAACGCCGACGACGUAAUACAGCUGGAUCCGAUGUAUCAUCGACUGGAAAUGGAAAGAGCCUACAACAAGAUUUGCUAGAAGAAAAAGUCUACAUCGCAGGCUUGGGAGAAGGCGACGACCACUCAAUAGAAAGCGAUGAAGAAUUUGACGUUUCAGAAAUAUUAAGAUCGAGUAUAUUUGAUUUGGACUUAGGAGACCCUGAUGAAAGCUCCGAUGGGGAAUCCAUAAGAAACGCUGAUGUUGAAUCAAUGUUUGAACAAAGUAUUGAUGUCGACACAGAAAACGCUGAGGAAGGCAUACAAGAAUGCGAACAGCUCUUGAUCAUACAUGGAGCGGAGCUUUCUCCUAGAUUCAUUGCCAAAUGUGCCUUUCAGGACAAAAAGAACUAUUACACCAAUAGCCUGUCGAUUGACGAGCUCAAGGAUUUGACCAGAAAGGAUCCAGGACGAUUCAAGAAAUGUACGCUAAAGAUAGAAUCAGCUCACAAGGCUAUAUGUGGACUGUUACAACCAGAAGGUGAUCUGAAGGAAAUAGAGAUCAGCGGCAGAUCGAAAUGCGGAAAAAACUUCAUGGAAGAUGAAGUUGUCGUCGAAAUACUUAACAAUGAUCAAAAACAGUCCGAUGUUAUACCUCGUUUAAACAAAAAACUGAAGACUACUGGAGCAGAGACAAAAUAUGGAAAGGUUGUUGGUAGACUGAGUAGGAAACGAUUUCGCGACAUAGAACACCCAGUGUUGGUUUGUGGACUGGAUGAGCUUGAAUACCAUUUAAUGCGACCGCUCGACAAAACCGUGCCUAAGUUACACAUAUUCAACAAGCAUGUUGAGAACAAUUUCCAAGUCGAGGUUUACGAUUAUGACUCUUGUUCUUGUGAUUUGAAAUUCAGCAAUGUUGUUAACAUUAAUCCUGCUCAAAAACACAGUUACGUAUUUCUUGUUGUAUUCAUACGCUGGGAUGCAGUUUAUCCUCUAGGAGCAGUGAUCAAAGUCAUGAGAUCUGACGGAGGAAUAAACAGUGGCUUGAAAAUCCUAGAGUUGCAGCAUCAAGUGCCAACAACCUACAACCAUGAUACGAUUCAAAGUGUUCAAAGUAUCAUGAGCACAAUGCCGGAAGAACCUGCUCCGAUUCUAACAGAAGAUAGAAUAGACUUUUCGGAAUCACUGUCCGUAUUCACGAUUGAUCCGAAGGACUCGAAAGAUCUUGAUGAUGGACUUAGCAUCCAACGACUUUCAGACAAUGUUUACGAGGUCGGAGUCCACAUUGCAGACGUUACAAGCUAUGUACACAAAGGAGACGCAAUUGACGAAGAGGCGAAAUCUAGGGCAACAACAUUCUAUCCAGGACACGCAAAACCACCCUACCACAUGUUGCCCGAACCACUAAGUCAAAAUCUAUGCAGUUUACUCCCAAACAAGAAGAAACUCGCUCUCUCUGUCUUUUUGUACUUUAGUGCUGACGGAGAGUUAAUCCGUCAACGCACAAGCAUAAAACAAACCGUAGUCAAAUCGAGAAGACAGUUCAGCUACCAGGACGUUCAAGAUAUAAUCCUUGAUUCAACGGUUGACGAUGAAACAACCUCCUCUGAUAUCAUUGAUUUGUUUCGAAUUGCAAAGGGAUUGCGCUGGAGAAGACUAGGUGAAUCGAUGCAUUCAUUUCCAAUAGAAGUGGAUUUGCUGAACGGGAGGGAAAGUGAACGAAUGUUCGACACUCUAGAAGCUCAUUUCCUUGUUGAAGAAUUUAUGAUAUUAGCAAACAUGACCGCUGCCUCGCUGGUGAGCUCAAGCUUUAGGGACUGCGCUCUUUUGAGAUGCCAGAAUGCUCCACCUCCUGAGAAAGUGAAUCAAUGGCUGAAUGAUUAUCCAAGGAUUGCUGAUGUCAUUUUGAAACUACAGAACAUAAAGCCAACUCCACAACGACAACUUAAAAUAGCUAACGCUCCAAAGGCAAGGUACAGAGUCGUUAUUGAACUGCAAAAGUGGAUUUGGUCUUGUUUAGAGCAGCAUGUCAAAGAUGGAAACUACAGGGAUGCAUGCAAACUGAUCGGCAGUGAUGAAUUCCACCCCGAACAAGCAAUCGCAUGGAACGAAUGGAUAUGUUUUCAGGAGCACGCCGAGUAUAGAUGUCUUGGCUCUAUGAAAAACCGUAAGGAAAGGUUUCAUUUCACACUCAAUAUUUCUCCGUACACACAUUUCACGUCACCGAUUCGACGAUAUGCAGAUAUAGUGACCCAUCGUCUUGUCCACGCUGCCCUUAACAAAAAAGAAGUACCCUAUACGCGAUGCGAAAUUGAGGAUAUCUGUUACCACAUCAAUGAGGUUUCAAGAAGGGCGAAACAGUACAGUAAGCAAUGUAGAGCUCUGCAUUAUGGCCACGUUCUGCGACGUAACCCUGCCAUGUUCAAUGGCUUCAUAGAAACAGUUUCCGAUAAAUGUAUCCAGCUCUGCAUUCCAGGGAUGCAAGGUCUACCACAAAACUGUAGGGAAUUGCAACUCAACCUACUUGGUGUGUCACGGAAACCAGACAUAAUAAAAGACCGAGAUGACGAUAGACCAUUUGACAUUCUGACUUUAGCCUGGCAAAAGCGCCUUUACUCCCAUAGAGGCUAUGCUCCAUCCACGAGAGGUCUUGAGAACAUUCGGGUUGAUCCACACCAGAGAGCCAUCUUUCAACAAUAUUUACGUUGGCAGGAUCUUUUGAAGGUUUUGGUUCACGGAGACACUAAAUUGCUGAAGAAGAACUUCGCUGUAAACGCUGACUAUCAGGAAGGAGAUCAACUGAAAUCAUAUGUUCCGGCAUGCACAUCGACGGUCGUUGACGUAAGUUCAGAAGUCAGGCAGGGGGCCAUAACAAAGCAUUUCUGUGAGUUCAGCAUGUCCUUCAACCAUGCUCAGAUUCUGUUAGUGCAGAUUGGUGCAGAGCCACAGAAGGGAGUACUUGUACCAACUCCUCAGAUCUUAGAACUUACAAAUAAUUUCAUACUGUGUUUACAGCACACAAGUGACCCUGUUAAAUACUUGGCUAAGUAUGCGACAAGAAAAGCCCACACUGAAAACUACAAAUCCAUAGCCGAAUAUCUCGAAGUGUGGCUGUCGCUGAUACGCAUGGAAGCUGCAACAAUGGCGGGGCACGAUGACGCAAUCACCGUCAAUGAUCUCCCUGUUAAACUGAAUGAAAAAGAUGGUACUUUUUCAAUGACCAUGGAUUUUUGUGAAGACAGAAACAUUGAAUUCAGUAGCAUGUCAAUGGAAUUCAUUUUACAUGGAAACGAAGAUGACGAAAAUAGCGAUGAAACAAAGUACGUUCCUAGUUCAGACUUCCUUUGUCUGAAGUGUCGUUACGAGGUAGAUGACGUCAUCUACAAAGGUCUCAAAGGAAGCCCAGGAGAACAAAGGAUAUGGCUAGCGCACGGACAGGUGGAUAAAAUAAAGAAAAUGAAGAAAAUGGGAAGAAUUGAAGUACACUUUUUGCUUCAUCCUUCCAGCCAGAGCCUACCACCACAACUGUUGAACAGUGAGAGGAAACCUAAAUGUAGCGUUGAGAUCAUGGCGAAACCAGAAUCCAAUAGGAGAACGGAGGCUGCCUUACUUUGUUUGGAUAAGGCAAACGGUUUGGCGCAGAAGAUAGCUAUGCGAUUCAAGAUUCCAGCCCUAGACAAAAACCACUUGGCGUUAGCGAGAAGAAUGGAGGCAGAAGUUGACGUAGUGGGCCUAGCCCGGAACAACACCAAGCAAUAUCAGGCUAUACAACAGGCCCUUACCAAUAGAUUUACUCUAAUUCAAGGUCCUCCAGGAACCGGAAAAACUUUCACUGGAAUGAAACUGUUGUAUCUGUUUACCAAACUGAACAGAGUGUGGCAUCAAGAAGGCAACCCAUUAAAGCAAGUUGUCUAUUGUGGGCCUUCGAACAAGUCGGUUGACCUUGUUGCAAGGUGGACAAAGAAAAAACUUGGCGAGCAUGCACCAAGAAUGGUCAGAAUGUAUGGCUCUUCCCAUGAAUGUAUGGACUUCCCCAUUCCUGGAAAGUUAUACUCUCAUAAAUCUCGCAGAGCUAAAAACCGGCCUGAUGAAGAUCUUCAGGACAUCGCUUUACAUCGUCUGAUUCGGCAAGAGGGAAAACCUCAUGCUGAUGAGAUCUUGGAAUUUGACAAAUAUUUUCAACAGUUCCACAACUGCCCGUCAAUAUCAGACCACGAUUUGGCGGAAACGUUUAAGAACAAACUGAAAGACUACAACUCUCUUUUGAGUAAGGCAGGACAAGAAGAACUUCAACACUAUGAUGUCAUAUUUUGUACAACCGCUAUGACUACUAACCCCAAAUUCAUCCGUGGCACGAAAGACAAGAUUUUUCAAUGUAUUAUAGACGAGAAUGGAAUGUGCACCGAACCAGAAAGUCUUGCUACAAUCAUCGCCACAAAAGCGGAACAAGUCGUUUUGAUUGGAGACCACAAACAACUCCGACCUGUGGUCAUGUGUCAGCACGCAGCAAGACUCGGGCUGGAGAAGUCUCUCUUUGAACGAUAUUCAGAGAAAGCUGUAUUUCUGUCGACACAAUAUCGAAUGAAUCCACGGAUUUGCGAUUUUGUGUCAGCAGAGUUUUACAACGACAAGCUUGACACUGCUCCGUCUCGUGCAUGGAAGGAGGAAACACCCCUUAGCAUCUGGAAGUACCCUGAUGUGCCUCACAUCUUCUGCCACGUGGAAGGGGAAGAGGAAUAUUUAACAGUUUCUACAGAGGAGGGAAACGAGCACUCGUGCAGUAACAAAGCGGAGGUUGAGAAAGUGAUGCAAGUUUUCCGGCGCAUGUUGAAAACAGAAGGAGUGAACCCUCGGUACAUCAACAUUAUAUCACAGUAUAACGCCCAGUGUCAUGCCAUUAAGACGGCGUUGGUUGACUCUGGGUAUAUCAACUGUAACGUCAACACUGUCGUCGCCAGUCAGGGUGGAGAAUGGGACUAUGUCAUUUUCAGUACCACAAGAUCCCUUCCAGACUACAAGAUUGAACCGAAACCGACCCUUGGCUGGUGUAAACAGAACCUUGGCUUCAUCACAGAUGAGCACCAGAUCGACGUUGCCCUAUCCAGGGCUCGUAAAGGCCUUGUCAUUAUAGGAAACGAAAACCUGCUGCAAUGUGACAGAGUCUGGGAACGCCUUCUGGAUCACUAUAGGAAAAGGGGAUGUAUUGUGGACGCCAGAGAAUUCCCGCCUCGCACCAAGACUCAGAACAGGAGGAGGAGGGGUGGUGGGACCGCUUCACGACAAACAUCGGAGGAGUUUUAUAAAGAUACCGACCUAGGUUAAACACAUUCAUGUCUCUAUUCCUGGUAAAACAGUAUCCUUUACCGUUACGGGAACAUGCCAGCCUUGUACAGAUGCCACAAUUUCAUUUUGGUUACAUUGACUCUGUAUAUAGAAUUGUUUCCGUUUAUGAACGAUAAAAUUGCUCACACCUCGUCGAUUUUUAGUGUUGUUUGAAGACACAAACACGUGUGAAUCAUGACAGUGCAGAUAAGCGAUUAGAUGAUUGAGCAAAAAUGUCUUGUUUGUUUAAAUUUUCAGUUAUUUUAUAAACAAAGUUAACAUUCGUAUAGUAGCAAAUGAGAUGUUCUUCGAGAUGGUAUUUGCAAUCUAGAUCAAACUGCUACUUAAAUGUGAUACUUAAUCAAGUUCCAUAAACUAACCUGUAAUAAGUAUAUCCUUCAAAUAUAAUUAACUCAUUUAUUGCAUGAUGUAUUUUCGACUAGUAGCUGAAAUAUGUGUACAAUAUCAUAACUUGAGUGUCGAAAUAUAUAUAUUGUAUAUAUAUUUUAACAGUUUAAGGAGAGGGACAUGCACUCUGAGCCUGAUGUUAGAUAUGCCACGUUUCGUAGAUGCAAGACAUUGCUAUACACAGAUUAGUUAGACGCAAUGUCAGAUUUCUGUUUUCAAAUUGUUACGUCUGUGAUAGGAAUCGCGUACUUUCCUAGCUAACCUUUCCACCAAAUUCAGAAGAAAAAUUGAAACGAAAAGAGUUACGGAUAAUCACUAGCAUUACGAAUAUUACUUGUAAUACCCAUAUAACAGCCAUUUAUAGUAUUUUAGUAAUAAUCACCAUAUACCAGUUAUUGAUAUGUUUUAGUAUUACGUGUAAUUCCAGUAUCCAGUAACUUAUCUAGUUAGCUUCAAUAAGAAUAAAUGAUACUUCAAGGAAUAACUGUCAGAUAACAUUGUUAAUAAGAUUUAUAGAAUAUCUAUCUAAAUUACAAGACCCAACAGCUAUCAAAAUGAUUUUAUAAUACGUACUUGCUGUUCAAGUAAAAAGCGAAUAUGAUGGCACAAUUUUUGAAAAACUAACACUUGUAUACUUUUCGAAAUCAAGGAGACAGACAAGUAUGAGUGUUAAGUUCCUUAGUCUGAUUCGUUUCAAUAUAUUAUGUAAAAAAUGGGUCUUUUAAAAAAGAGGAACUCCAAUUACAAACGAAACGUGCCCUUUUAGUUAAUUAAAACACGUUUAGUUGCAUGAUACUGAACUUUUCAUAGGUUAGAUACAUUUUACAAUUGUAAAAGGAAGCGUUACCAUGAAAUAAUUUUGCUUGUGCUUUUUUCUCUUCUAUAUUCACAUCAACUAGAAAUUCAAAGUCAGAAAACAUGCGUCCAAGUAUUUGUUAAGUUGACACGGAUAGCCAAACAAAGUAAACGUUUACUACACUAUUAUGGCCAUGAAGAUACCAUUAGCGAAGGCAGAACAGGUGCAUAUCAAACCUUUAUUAAGUUACAAACUUGUAAGUUUUGCUUACAACAUACAUUUUGAAACCAGUAAAUCAUGCCAAAAUAAAAUUCUAGUAGCAUGGGUACGAGUAAUCUCGGAAAAAGAUAAUCUUUCAGCAGAGUCAACAAACCAGUGAGGCAAUACGAGUAUUAGAGAUGCUAGAAACCUAUGUUUACACAAUUCAACGUCUUAAAGUAUUUCAUGUUUGUCUAUUAUAACGUAUUUCAUGUUUGCCUAUUUUAACUGAAAUCGUGGUUUCGAAAUUGUUCUUUUUGUAGUGUUACUUAAUUAACAAUGUUAGUUGUCGUGUUAAUGGCACAAAGAAACUCACACAGCAGUAACAUUGACAUAAAUAUAUCAUUUUAAGGUGUUUUGUUUCCAGUAUGCUAAACUAAACCAGUUCUAAAUGUAUAAGCCAUUUGGAUCAAAUUCAUGUAUAUAUGAUACAUAGUUUAAGUAGGUUUGUCUCAGCAUAAUAACAUUGUCGCGUGUGAUAAGGACGCCAUGUUCAUCUACUCUGCGCUGCUGUAAAUACGUUUUAUUGUUAUAAUUGGUAUAUUGAUUUUAUUUCCCAGACGAACGUUUUAAUUUUUGCAAGAUGCAAAUUAUAAUUAUUAUGCUUCAGUUAAUGUAUCAAGUCAUUUUCUUGUCCAAUAUUUAAGAAUACGAUACCCGCGUGGUCAGUACUUUUUGGGUGCAUGAUUGUGCGCCUAUUAAUGGACAAAAAAGAUACUUGACCGAACUGACUGACUCUUGUUGAUCUUUUAUAAUUUUCAAAUCAUAUAUUGAAUAAAAUUAUCACAACCGUUACAUACUUACUUGUUAAAUAUUUAUUUAAAUUUAUGACCAAUAAAUGGAUAUCUGAUUCAGAUGACUUGUCUUCAGGAAAAUGUAACGAGUUCUGGGCCUAGUAUCUAUGACCAGCGGAGAAUGUUGUGGACAAGACAUUUUUAGGUUUUUAGUUUUGGUCAAUGUAUGCCAAUAACUAUGUGACUUAAUAGCUUAUAUAAAAUGUUAUAAAAAAUGAGAUAAUAGCUGUAAAAGUGUUUUGUGUGUGAUGUGAGAAGUGUGAAUGUAUUUGUAUUUCAAUUAAGUUAAUUAAGAAGGAGUCACAUCCCGUUAACUUUUGUGUUUAUAAUUUUCAUUUCAAAAUUGAUGUAUGAAAUUAAAUCAAAUAAAACAAAUGCAUAAUCCAUUACUUUAGCUAGCUUUGAAGAAAAUUUAUAUAGGCUUUGCCGAUUAUUCCAUCCAAUUGACUUGUAACAACUUUGUCAAUAAAAUUUGUUGAAAUGAAAUUAAGAUAUUGUCAGCAAGUGUGAAAACUUAUUGAUAUAUCUUAACUUUGGAACCAAUAUGACUUUUACGUAAAGAACGCAUCAUCCUUUACAAGUACUUAGUGCACUAAAACAUCAUUUUGCUAAAGAGCAGCUUUUGAUCUUUGAAAUUCGAGUGCAGCUAAAGAUGAUGUUUUAUAUAGAAUUUUUGUAUGUGGCAAUCAUAUUUUUCAGAAAGUAUUUUAAUGAUUCAUUGAUUUCUGUCUUUCUAUUUGUUUGUUUUUAUCAAGUAUUUUUUAUAAAAAAGAAAGCAAUUUUCCUGAAUCAUAUUGCAAUCUAAUAAGAAAUAUUACACAUUUUGAUAACCAUCGUACAUCAUUUUGUUAAGACACGUUAGACUGAUAUUACAGUAUUUCUCAAUUCUUGCAUGUUAAAUGUGUUAUGUUAAUUCUUUUUAUCUAAUUUUAAGAAACGAACUUUCAUAUUUAUUAGGUUUAUGUCUAGCUGAGGUAGUCCUUAUAAAUUUUACAACGAUUGUGAAACAAGUAAUUGCACCUAAUGUUAAUCAAUUGUUGGCCUGGAUGCUAGCGCGAAGGGGAUCUAAACGACGGAUGAAUCAUCACCUUAUCACGUCUGAUUGGGGAGUCGAACCCCGGACCGUCUUGGUGAAGGGCGAGUGCGCUAUUCAUCGUACCAUCCGACCUCCCAUUUGGAUGAUUAUCUAUAAAUAUGAAAGGAAUAUCGAACUUGGUUCAACUUAUUUGUUCAUGAAUAUUAUUCAAGCUUGUCAUUGGAUACACACUGUAGAUUGCAAACAAAGCUUUAUAUACUGUAUACCGGGAAAUUUACCCAAAGGCCAACCUUCUACUAUUCAUCCAUGGGAUCAAUUUUAACCCAGUGUUACUAUCGCCCUUCACCCCCUCAAAUUUAAUUACAUUGUGUAUAAUGUUGUUUACGUUUAUUUGUUGUAAUGAUAAAUGUGCCCACUUGACGGAGGGGGAAAAAACGCGAAAAUUAAAGUUUCCCUGUAAACAAUAUUACGCUUUCAAUCUUAAAAAUUGUGAGAUAAAUGAUACAGGAUUAUCAAUUAUCAAUUACUGCACCUACUUGUAAUUUCAAUACUUAAUUAUCAUUUUUUGAUGUUUUACUUUAUAGGAAUCUGUAUAACAUUUUUAUUUUUUAAUAUACAUUUAAAAUUUGAUAUUGAUUUCGAGUAAAUAAAUAUGUAUAACGUAUAAUCUCUGUUGAACGGUUUCUCUCAUAUUUGAUGAUCUCAUAAGAAUGUAAGAAACUCAUGACAAUAACAAUGUACAUGAUUAAUGUAAUUGUAUGCGACAUAUCUAGCAUAACUGUAUACCACAACUUUAUCAUGAAUGAAAAUAAAAUAAUUUUCAAAAACAAAUAA
Messenger RNA from Mizuhopecten yessoensis (Yesso scallop), 11316 nucleotides. RefSeq names its product helicase with zinc finger domain 2-like. The transcript has 18 exons. The coding region runs from base 423 to 7190 and encodes 2255 amino acids. The record is from RefSeq and is a predicted model, not a curated record. Lineage: Eukaryota; Metazoa; Mollusca; Bivalvia; Pectinida; Pectinidae. Gene Ontology annotation, molecular function: RNA nuclease activity; RNA binding; 5'-3' DNA helicase activity.